This is a messenger RNA of Talaromyces stipitatus ATCC 10500, 2205 nucleotides long. Its product is annotated as transcription initiation factor tfiid, putative. The record is from RefSeq and is a predicted model, not a curated record. Gene Ontology annotation, molecular function: GTP binding; protein binding. NCBI's taxonomy places the organism in Eukaryota, Fungi, Ascomycota, Eurotiomycetes, Eurotiales, Trichocomaceae. The transcript has 2 exons. Bases 1 to 2145 code for a protein of 714 amino acids.
AUGUCCUUCAGCUUUGCUCCCUUCUACCCAGAGUAUCAAUACACCAUUCUUGGAAGGUAUCAAUUCCCCGGCCAGCGUUGCACCGGUCGCUUUCACGAAGGCAUAAGCAGAAUGCUACUGGCCGGAAACGAGCAUGGAUGGCAUGCAACCUUCCUAUUCGCCCUACUCAUUGAAGUCACAGGUUUACGAAGGAGGACAAAUUCAACCUCAGCCGACCACGAAGCUCCCAUCAUUAUAGCGGUGAUGGGAGUCACUGGUACAGGGAAAAGCACCUUCAUCGAAAAGGUGACCGGCCUCUCCACUGGUGUCGGCCACGGGAUCGAAUCCGAAACCUCCAAAGUCAUGAUCUACAAGACCACGAUGGGCGGAAAAGAGGUCUGGUUUUUGGAUACUCCGGGUUUCGACGACACGUACCUCCGCGAUACAGAGGUCCUAGAGGAGAUCACAAACGCACUGGCAGAGCAACGACUGCAGCGCCGUAAGGUGAACGGGGUGGUGUAUCUGCACAGCAUCCUGGAGAACCGGAUGCGAGGAAGCGCCCUGAAGAACCUUCGGAUGAUGCUGGAACUUGCAGGGAAGGACGGCCGGCUGCGAAACGUGGCCCUGGUGACGACGAUGUGGGACCGGCUGGCGUCUAAAAACGAAGGAGUAAAGACCGAACAAAUGUUCAAGGCUAAAUUCUGGAAUGAGAUGAUUUCCUUUGGGGCUUCCGUGGGACGGAUCGAGGAUCACACCGAUAGGAAGGAAUAUCUGCACAUCGUGGAGCAGAUUAUGAAGAAUAACGGGGUUAUACUGCAGAUCCAGGAAGAGACGGUCGAUCAGCAGUUGCCCCUGGGAGAGACCUCCGCAGGCAAGGUGAUCCUGGACUAUGUCAAUAAGCUGUCUAAAAAAUGGGAUCAAGAACUGGCCCAACUGAACGAGGACCUGCGCCAGGCCAGAGAGAAAGCGGAUCAAGAGGCGAAGCUGAUGCAGGAGCUUCUCCAGGAGGAAAAAAAAAAACUACAGGAAGAGAUCGAGCUUGCCUCACAGGAUCGUGCAAAUUUACAGAAGACACUCUCCGAUCUGGCCCAAGAGAAUAAGCGUAUGGCAGAUUUACUCAAUUUACUUAAGCUUGAUAAUGCUGAAGGCGAUAGGAGAGAGAAGGAGAGAGAUAAAAACAAGGCAGAUAAAAAUGCAGCACCAGUCGGUCCCAACAUUGGUCAAAAAACACCGACUACGUCGUUCGCCCACGAGCUGUACCAGACUCUAGACAGGGAGAACUACAACACAGGCAGAUUCAGCGAUGUCACUUUCUUACCAGCAGACACAAACUCUCUGGUUACCGGAACCGACAGAGGAUACCUCCAACGAUGGGAUAUAAUCACUGGCACUCCGCAGGAAUCGGCUUCUAUUCCUGACAGGAUUGUCAUGCUGGCGCCUGCACCAGACGGAAAGUCUGUUUGGUUUGUAGACGGCCGCUGCAUGGUGUCGCGGUGGCUUCUCAGAUCCAGCACAAUGCCCAUGUACGGAGUAUCCACGGGGUUUCUAAAGAACUCCUAUAAUGUAGCAGUCUCGCCCGAUGGCAAGCUACUCGUCGGGCAAGAUCAGCUUUGGUAUAUUCCAACGGGCCGUCAGCUAGGAACCAUGGAAGGUGGGCACUGGCCAGCUGCCUUCUCGCCAGAUAGCAGUCUCGUCGCAGCAGGGUGUAAACCCCCCCGGGCCCCGCUCGCCAUUUGGGACACAGCUACUUGCACACUCCAGAAGGAGAUCACAGGCCAUUCAUCUUUUGUCACCGACGUGCAGUUCACGCCGGACGGCAAACUUGUUGUGUCCGCGUCCAAUGAUCACACGGUACGGCUGUGGGAUUGGACUAACAACCGCAUGCAUUCCAUCAUUGCUGAUUCGGCGCACCCGAUUAAUGCCCUUGCAAUCGCACCUAAUGGGAGACUUCUGGCGUAUGCUUCUGCUAAAGCAGAGAAAGCCUGGAUCUGGGACAUUGCCUCCAGCUCCAGGCGGGCAGAAAUCACGGGGUAUUUAAGCUUUUUGGGUUCAAGAGGUAUUGCCUUUUCACAGGACGGUCAGCUGCUGGCUGUGACGGUCAUCGAACGCCCUCCAGGUGUUUCAAAUUAUGUUGCUGUCAAGAUUUGGCGAUUGAGCUACAAUUGAAGAUCAAGAUGUCAUAGCUUGUGUGUACACGUGACACGUGAUGAAUGUAAAGAAUUCGGU